Sitophilus oryzae (rice weevil) is the source of this 1074-nucleotide messenger RNA. Its product is annotated as probable palmitoyltransferase ZDHHC24. The coding region runs from base 34 to 864 and encodes 276 amino acids. Gene Ontology annotation, molecular function: palmitoyltransferase activity. Lineage: Eukaryota; Metazoa; Arthropoda; Insecta; Coleoptera; Curculionidae. The transcript has a single exon. The record is from RefSeq and is a predicted model, not a curated record.
UAUAAACAAUAACCUUACAUUUUGAGAGAAAAAAUGGCUUUAAUGAGAACAAAUAUUUAUCCGAAAUCUAUAACUGAUGCCUGUGUAACUAGUUUUCUGUUGGUUAUAAUACCCGUUAUAUAUUAUUUUGAACUUUGGGUAGUGCUACCAAGAUUCUAUGAUACAUGGAGUUUCAAAUAUUUAUUUCACUUUUGCAUAGGUAACUUCAUAUUGUUCAAUAUCUGUUCGAAUUUGAUCGCAAUUAUACUCACCGAUACGAGUAUUAGCGGAAAGAUUCUGCCUGCUGAAGGAGGCAAAGAUUGGAGAUUUUGUUCAGUUUGUGAAAGUUUGACUCCACCAAGAUCAUGGCAUUGCUCAAUAUGCAAUAUUUGUAUCCUGAAAAGAGAUCAUCACUGCAUAUUUACUAGCUGUUGUAUUGGGCAUAACAACCACAGAUUUUUCUUAGUGUUUGUGUUUUAUAUGUUUAUUGCGACAGUUUACUCAAGUAUUUUCAAUAUUCAGUUUAUUGAUGCUUAUGUUAAAUUUGAUUCGUGGGUAAAUCUUACAAAAAUUAUAUUCCCUCUUGCUAUGCUGUUCUUAGAAUGGACUGAGAAUCAGCUGUAUGUGGCCUUUAUUAUAAUAGUUCUUUUAGGAAGUGCUUUUACAGCAGUUUUGCUAUACUAUCACUUAAGUAUGAUACUAAAUGGACUAGUAACACCAGAAAGAAAAUUGAAAACGAGUCUGUAUGAUCAAGGAAAAAUACGAAAUUUAGAAGUUGUGUUAGGAAGACGCUGGUACUUGGUUUGGAUUAGUCCAUUUUUGAAAAGUGAAUUAACAUGUGAUGGUAUAAACUGGGAAGCCAUGCAUUCAACAAAAGAAAAAUGAUGACACUGUUUUAAAGCGUUGUAGAAGUUUUAUGUGAUAUCUGUAGUCAAAUGUGUUUGUCUUAACUUAAAUUGUAUCAUGAUAAUCAUCAUUUGUAUUAACCAUUCUUAUCAGUAUUAAAUAUGGGAUCAGCACAUAGUAUAUGGAACAAAUUAUAGAUUUUAUAUAAAUAGACUGUUGUUUCUAAAAUAAAUGGUGUUUUAUUAAAAA